ACCAGUUUUCAUUCUUCUUUUUUCAUAUAUUCACAUAUUCACGUAUCCUUUCAUCAUGAUCUAUAUGUAAUAUAGCUUGACCUUACCUAAUACAAAAAAAAACCCCCCAAUCUGUGCAUACCCCCCACAUCAUAAGCUAAAGAAAAAAAGAACACACAUACAGCCAUGUCCUCUCCGAAAGAUUUUUCAUUGGAGGUCACUCCUCCUAUUGAUACUGCCAACGUGGAAUCGUUAAACCUUUUAAAAUUCACAGUUAAAGACAAGAAAAACGAUAUAAUACUCAAGAACAGGCCAGUAAUACUAUUUAUAUUAACUGGAACUUUAAUUGCAUACAUUCUGAAUAUCAUCUUCAACGUAAAUCUAGAACACGUUGAUAUCCUGCAUCUAAGCAAAGUUCAAUAUGGGUUCAUCUUGGCCCUAGUUACCAUGAUCGCCUUGGUUUCACUUCGACAACAACCGGAAGACACGAUGAUAGUCAUGAAAGGUAUUGGAGUACAAUUAGUUACCAAGAAGAAAUGGAGGUUUCAAAACUCUUCCCAAUCCUUCAUUCCGAUUAAAGAUAUGAUUGAUUUGGUGAUACAUGAAGGGUUUCACAAGUAUGGACAAGUUAUAUUUUAUCUUUGUGUAUUGACUCGUUCAAACGACCAAUCUGGGAAUGACGACAGUAACAUCAUCAAGGUUAUAUUCCCAGAAUUCCUUCCUAGAAGGGAUAUCUUAUUAAAAGUUUGGAAAUUAAGUCGAGAAUUGUUAUUUGGCAGUCCAAAUAGAUACUGGAGAAGAGUUCCAGGCCAAGGGUUAAAGCAAGUACUUUCAUAGAGAAAAUUUAGCAUAAUACAAAAAAAUAAUAGUAAUAAUAAUGAAAUGCAGUGUGUUUUGUAAAAUUUCUAUUCUAUAAGUAUAUGUUCUAUCAUAUAACGGUUAUAGAAAUCAAGCUAAACUAUAAAUGACUAAAAAGUUGUACCCAAACCAGUUGUAACAAAAAUACAGUAAAAAAAAUUUCGUGUGUGUGUGUGUGUGUGGCAUAUUAUACAGUAUGUAGUAGUAAAAAGUUUUCUAAGAAGAACCUAGUUGUCUAAAGACAUAACCAAAAUUCUUUCUUUCAGCCAUACUAGCAACACCAAAACUGGCGACUGUGUAAAAAGCGACACCAGCAAAUACCUUGUGAGCGUGUUGAGAUCUAACGAAGUAACGCAAACUUGCAGCCAUGGUUGCAGGUCUCAAUAUUUGUUCUGUAAGCAACAUUUGUAAAAUAUAAUUGUGUGGUGACUAAUCCUUGGAUGUGUGUCU
Molecule: messenger RNA, 1287 nt
Organism: Spathaspora passalidarum NRRL Y-27907
Lineage: Eukaryota; Fungi; Ascomycota; Pichiomycetes; Serinales; Debaryomycetaceae
Gene: PIGH
Product: phosphatidylinositol N-acetylglucosaminyltransferase
Exons: 1
Coding region: 166-816 (216 amino acids)
Biological process (GO): GPI anchor biosynthetic process
Cellular component (GO): glycosylphosphatidylinositol-N-acetylglucosaminyltransferase (GPI-GnT) complex
Source: RefSeq, a predicted model, not a curated record